Salpingoeca rosetta is the source of this 2781-nucleotide messenger RNA. Its product is annotated as CMGC/MAPK protein kinase. The record is from RefSeq and is a predicted model, not a curated record. Gene Ontology annotation, biological process: intracellular signal transduction; protein phosphorylation; cell surface receptor signaling pathway. Gene Ontology annotation, molecular function: MAP kinase activity; ATP binding. NCBI's taxonomy places the organism in Eukaryota, Choanoflagellata, Craspedida, Salpingoecidae. The coding region runs from base 79 to 2781 and encodes 900 amino acids. Gene Ontology annotation, cellular component: nucleus; cytoplasm. The transcript has 5 exons.
CGAGGACUGAAGUCAGUCUCGCGCUCUCAUGGGCGGUGGUUGGUGAACGAAAGCGACAACACCUACAAGCAAGCAAGAAUGAGCGACAGCAAAGGCACCACCACCACUGCCACUGCCACGACGGCAGCACAUGGGCACGGGUCCAACGGGCAGGAACCCUUUUCACAGCAACAACCACAACAGCUGUACCAGCAGCAACAGCAGGAACAAUCACAACAACAAUCACAGCAGCCGCAACAGCCGCACCAGCAGUCACAGCAGUUUGCAAGCGACGAAGAUGAGUUUGAGACGCACACGUUUCCAAACGCCAGCUUUCGGUUGGAAAAGCGGUUCAGACCAGACAAGAUUGUCGGGUAUGGCGCGUACGGCGUGGUGUGUGCUGCAACAGACACGGUGAGCCAGCGCCGCGUAGCCAUAAAGAAGAUCUCAUCCGCAUUCAAACUGCCGGAGAUGACAAAGCGCACGCUGCGCGAGCUGCGGUUCCUGCGCCACUUCCACUCCCACAAGAACAUCAUCUCCGUCCUCACCAUCGCCAAGCCGCCAUCGGACCUGAGCCGCUUCAACGACAUCUACGUCGUCAUGGAGCUGCAGGAAACAAACCUGCAUCGCAUCAUUCACUCGAAGCAGCCGCUCUCCGAGGAGCACGUGCGCUACUUCAUGUUCCAGCUUCUCAGCGGGCUGCAGUACAUCCACGCUGCCAGCGUGCUGCACCGCGACAUCAAGCCAGGCAACCUGCUCAUCAACAGCGACUGCUCCCUGAAGAUCUGUGACUUUGGCAUGGCCCGCGCAAUGGCCAGUACCCCGGAGGAGCACGCGGGGUUCAUGACCGCAUAUGUGGCCACGCGCUGGUACCGCGCACCAGAGGUGAUGCUGUCGUUCAACCGGUACACGCAGGCCAUCGACGUGUGGUCGGCGGCGUGUGUGCUGGGCGAGAUGCUUGGCCGGCGCUACCUGUUCCCGGGCCAGGACUACAUCCACCAGCUCGUGCUCAUCCUCACGCUGCUGGGAUCGCCAUCUGCUGAGCUGAAACGGCGCAUUGGUAGUGAGCUUGCACGGCGCUAUCUUGACACCCUGCCACACCUUGACCCCGUCCCGCUUCGCCAAGUCUACAGAGACGCCAGUGACACCGUGCUUGAUCUGCUGAGCAAGAUGCUUCAGUUUGACCCCGCCCAGCGCUGCACCGUAUCCGAUGCCCUGCACCACCCGUUCUUCGCCAAAUACCACAGCCAGAUCCCAUCGGCACCGCCGUCCGUGCCCGCCUUUGACUUUGAAUACGAGAAUCGUGCGACGACGGCUGCGGAGCUGAAGGACAUGAUUGUGCAGGAGGUGAUGCUGUACCACACACCAGGCACACCGGCAUACAUGAAUGCCCAAUUUGCUCUCGCGAAACGCACUGUCGUCCGCAGACCAUCCAACCCGCCAACAGCAGCAGCAGCAGCAUCAUCGUCAUCAUCGUCGUCUCAAACCGGAAACACGCGAGCACCCGCAGCAGCGGCACCAGCAACAACGGAGAAAGCACCACGUGAGCAUGGCGCAGCAAGUACCCGCAAACGCGAGGCAUCAUCAACAAUACCAGUAACAGGCGGGAGUGACGCGAGUAAUGGUGGUGGUGCUGCAAGCCAUGCAGGUGAUGGCACACAUGGUGGUGGUGGUGGUGGCGGCGGUGGUGGUGUACGCAGGAGCAGCGAGUCUGCCCACGAGCGGUUGAAGGCGAUGUUGCGCAGCCGGCGGUCAGCGAGCAAAGAGCAGUCCCCACAUGGGGUGGCAGCAGCAACAACAAGUGCAGUGAUGACGGCGCUGUCGGGUGCGACGAAGACAACAAAGGCUUCAACGAAGAAAACAGGUGGCCGUGGCCUCGCUGCACUUCAACAGCACGCAAGACAACAACAACAGCAGCAUGAUGUGGUGGGGUCUUCGGUAUCCGGGGUAGGCGGCAUUCAGGGCGCAGCUGCCAAGCGAACAGCGGCUGAGCGAAGCAAUGAGCCUGCUCCAACACCGGCAACUGCGAGAACAGCAGCAACUGCGAGAACAGCAGCAGCAGGAGGAGGAGGAGGUGAGUAUGGCACUGGUGCAGCUGUGAUGGUUGGUGGUGACAGUGUUUCCACGACAACUGCAGUCCCAACAACGACAACAGCAGCAGCAACAGCAACAACAACAAGCGGGUCAGCCCCAACAACCACCGCAACUGUCACGACAACGGCGCCAGGGGUGGCAUCGGCGGGAGACGUGGGUGGAGGCGACGAGCAGCCGCCGAAACGGAAGAAGCGCAAGGGCCGGCGACCGCUGAACAAAGCGUUGCACCCCGAUCCAACGCCAGAGACACGCGCGUCUCUCGCAGAGUUUCGCCGUUACUUCCAGCGCGGCAUGCAACAACCUCAACAACCCCAACAACAGCUGCUGCUGCAGCCAACACAGCCGCUGGUGUCACAAUAUGCACAGUUGUCUUCUGUCAACGCCGUCACAUCAACCGCCCCAGCAACAACAGCUGCUGCUGUUGUUGAUGUGCUGACAACCGCGCGCCCAACAAUGCCCGUGUACCAACAACAACAACAACAACAACAACAACAACAACAACAACAACAACAGCAGCAACAACAACAACAACAACAACAACAACAACAACAACAGUCACCCAUGCUGCCGUCAUUCCCGCUGCCGAUACCAUUGCACCAGCAUCAACAGCAGCACCUGCGCGGCACCAAUUCGCCCACCACACGCUUCAGCCCCCUCUUCGACCCUGGAGGUGCGAUUGCGCAGUCACUCCUGUGUUGUGAUUUGUAA